Messenger RNA from Lolium rigidum, 615 nucleotides. RefSeq names its product lipase-like. Gene Ontology annotation, biological process: lipid metabolic process. NCBI's taxonomy places the organism in Eukaryota, Viridiplantae, Streptophyta, Magnoliopsida, Poales, Poaceae. The record is from RefSeq and is a predicted model, not a curated record. The annotation marks the transcript as partial. The transcript is spliced from 6 exons.
AAACUCAAUGCCAUCAUUGUUGCAAUCUGGGGAACGCAAGAGAACAGUGUGCAGAACUGGAUUAGGGACUUGGUAUGGAAACAGGUUGAUCUAAACUAUCCAAACAUGCCCGAUGCAAAGGUUCACACUGGAUUUUACUCUGCUUACAAUAAUACACUUUUACGUCCAGUCAUCACAAAUGCUGUUCGCAAGGCAAGGAAAUUAUAUGGAGAUAUUAGCAUAAUAGAUACAGGGUAUUCAAUGGGAGGAGCUAUGGCUUCUUUUUGUGCACUUGAUCUUGCUGUAACCCUACUUGGAAGUGACGAUGUUCAACUUAUGACUUUUGGGCAACCGCGCAUUGGCAAUGCUGUUUUCACAUCUUACUUUACAGAAAUUGUACCCAACACGAUUCGAGUGACACAUGAACAUGAUAUUGUGCAUUAUUUGCCGCCUUAUUUUUCCUUUCUCGCAGACCUAACGUACCACCAUUUCCCUAGAGAGGUGUGGGAACAUGAUGUGGAUGGCAACACAACCUUCCAAGUCUGCGAUGACAGCGGAGAAGACCCAGAUUGUUGCAGGAGCGUGUUUGCGUUGUUCCUGAGCGACCAUCUGACCUACAUGGGUGUUGAAUGUUGA